Messenger RNA from Mya arenaria, 3203 nucleotides. RefSeq names its product polyprenol reductase-like. The record is from RefSeq and is a predicted model, not a curated record. Gene Ontology annotation, molecular function: 3-oxo-5-alpha-steroid 4-dehydrogenase activity. Gene Ontology annotation, cellular component: endoplasmic reticulum. NCBI's taxonomy places the organism in Eukaryota, Metazoa, Mollusca, Bivalvia, Myida, Myidae. The transcript is spliced from 7 exons. Bases 211 to 1101 code for a protein of 296 amino acids. Gene Ontology annotation, biological process: dolichol-linked oligosaccharide biosynthetic process; polyprenol catabolic process.
UUCAUGAAUGUUACCUGAUACUUUAAAAUCAUAUUGAGUAUACAAAAACACUCUUAUCUAAAACAGACCUUACUUCAUCUCUGAAUAAUAUGUAGCAUGUAACUGGUAUCAUGUUUAAAUCGAUGAAGGACGUUUAUUCUGCAUAUCAGCAAUAAAGAAAAGCUAGACCCCACCAUCACCUGACUCUUGAUUCCACGACUUAUAUAAGCCAUGUUUGAGCUACCCUCCCAUCUUGGUCAGAUGUCAGGCCUUGGACUGCUAUGGACAUCUCUCUCGGGGGCCUAUGUGAUCCGGGGAAUCUACCAGGCAGUAGCAGGGUCUUCUACCAAUCGGGACUUUGCUGGCGAGAAAGGCAUCCUGAGAUUUUCAAAACACCCGAUCCGUCGCCAUUUUAUCGGCCUUGGUAUGAAUGGGGCAAUCUGCAUUGCAGCCUACAACUCUUACUGUUUCGGUAUCUCAGACUUUGGAUGGCUUCAGGGUCUGUUAGACAAGGUUUCCAAUCCUGGGGUUGUCACCACAGACGAGAUGUCCUGCCUGGUCGGCUGCAGUCUGCUGUUCACCCACACACUGUUACGCUGGUACCAGAGCGUCUACAUCAACGUAUUCAGUAGUUCAUGUACUGUAGGCCUACUUGAUUGGCUCACACCCAAUCUCUACACCCUAUUGGCCGGUUUAACACUUGUCUCUGAUGCUCCACCUCUAGAGGGAAAAGGCUUUGGCUGGUUCAACACAUCAACUCUAUCGUGGAGGCAUGCUGUUGGUGUGGCAUUGUUCACUGCAGUCUCCAUUCAUGACAGCAAGCUGCAAUACCAGCUGGCAAAACUGAGGAAAAAUAGAAAUGGACAUGUUGUCAGUGAGGACCAUAAAAUGCCGAAGGGAGGAAUGUUUGACAUUGUCUCCUCGCCACAGUUUCUCCAUGAAAUUGUCCUCCAUGCUUCUAUUGGUCUGACCCUGGGAUUCACUCAUCAGGACUGGUGGCUUUGUACCGGCUAUAUCACCAUCAGCCAGAUUGUGCGAGGCCUUGGAAGACAGGAGUGGUAUCGGAAAAAAUAUGAGGACCUUCCUGCUGGUCGCAAGGCUGUUAUUCCUUAUCUGCUGUAGAUAGGAGGCCCACAUCGGGGCACUUUGCAAAUCAUGAAAUGCCUUUUUUGUGACAUUUUAUUCAUCAAAGCCUUAUAUUAGAUUGAAGGACAAAAUCCAGACUCCAUAUGCUUAUAAGCUGUUAAUUUAUGUUUUUCUCCAAUUAAAUUGUUAUGAAAUGAAUAUUUUACAAUAUUUAUGAAAUGUCUAUUUUGGAGAAUUUGGUUUGUCUAUGAUAAAUUGGGAGGAUUUUGUCCAUACCACCUUUUUUAAGGUUUGUAAAAUGAACAUGAUGUGGUAUGAUAUGAGAGAAUAAAAUCAUAGAACACCAUUAAGUAUGUAUGCAUGUUUAUGAUUGAGUCUAUUUUUAACCAGGUUUUCACAUAGUGAAACCUGGUUAUUUUGUUUUAUAUUAGUCGGACAUAUGCCUUUUAUGAAAUUCACUGAAUUUCACAUUGAAAAGAACAGAUGUUGUUUGGAUGUUUGUAAUUUGGUAAAUUGAAAGUUUAUUGCAGUAUGCAUUGAUGGUAGAAAAAAUAUUUUUUUUAUUCAUUUAUUUUUCAAAUAGUAUUGAAAUUCCGCAAAAUUCCAGAUGUUGUGAAAAUUCCUUAUUUGUAUUAACAUGUUUUUUUGUGUGUAAAAUUCUUCUUUUUCUCUGGCAUAAUACUUAUAAUAUAAGCCUAAAGUAAGUGCUGUGAUUGUUGGAUAUGUUAUUUAGAUAUUUUAUAAUGACCCCACAAUUUAAUUUGAUAACCGACUAUUUGUCUGUUCAUUCAUAUUUUUCAUGUUUUUUCUUAAUAGCUAUGAUAAGUAUUGUGAAAUUUCACACAUUACAGGUUCUCUGAUUUUAAACCAAUACUUGUAAACAUACAUGUUCAUCUUUAAUAAAAUUCUUUUGAUUAAUCUUCACAUAUGGAUAGUUUACUAAUAAGAACUUUGUAUAUAAUUAUACCCCCCAAAACAAAGUUUGGGGGGGGUAUACUGGAAUCGGGUUGUCCGUCUGUCUGUCUGUCCGUCCGUUUUUUUUUGUCCGGGAUUCAUCUUUGUCGUUAUUGAACAAAUCUUUUUCAAACUUUCAGAUAUUAAUGGCCAUGAUGUAAACUUGCGCCUCUGUGAAAUUGGUACGGGUCACAUGACCCUGACCAGAGUUAUCUCCCCUUGAUGUGUUAAAGUAGGCAAAAUAAGCCCUGUCCGGGAUUCAUCUUUGUUAUUAUUCAACAAAUCUUUAUCAAACUUUCAGAAAUUAAUGGCCAUGUUGUAAACUUUCGCCUCUGUGAAUUUGGUACAGGUCACAUGACCCUGACUGGAGUUAUCUCCCCUUGAUGUGUUAAAGUAGGCAAAAUAAGCCCUGUCCGGGAUUCAUCUUUGUUAUUAUUCAACAAAUCUUUAUCAAACUUUCAGAAAUUAAUGGCCAUGUUGUAAACUUUCGCCUCUGUGAAUUUGGUACAGGUCACAUGACCCUGACUGGAGUUAUCUCCCCUUGUAGGCAAAAUUAGCUUUGUCCGGCCUAACUCCAGGGCAAACAACCUAGACAUGGAGGGGUGGGGGGUAUUCGUUAGCCUAUGGCUUACAGUUCUAGUUAAAUAUCUCAAAUUGAAAUAUCUCAAAGACAACAAUAAAUGUUCAUGAUCUAACGCCAUCACUUGACUGCAUGGCCCAUAUUGGCAAAGUUAUCCUAUUUGACUUACAACAUGCAUAAGUUGCUCCCCCUGUCAUGUUAGCUCUCAAAAAAAUAAAUUCAAUAACAGGUAAAUUCAACGUCAGUCCUGGAAUGUUUGAAAGCUGAAUUUCAAACAGAAAAUAACAAUCAAAACCUUGUAUUGUAUAAUUGUGAAAGUAUGUAUAUUUUCUAUGAAAAUACUGAUCAUUUUAAAUUUAUGAAAUCAGUUACUACAUAUACAAGACAUGACAAACUUCUUAUGUGGACAGUUAUUAUAGAAAUAGGUAUGGUCAUUAGAAAUGCAUGUUUAACAUUAUACUUGUACAUCUCCUUACAUAUCAUGAAUUACAUCACAGUUGUAUACAACAUUCAACACAUAAUAUAUGAAUGCAAAUAUAAUGUAAUCAGACUGUAUUAUUAAUUGUGUAAAAGCUUUAUAAUUUCUAAUAAAGACUUAAAAGCA